AUGGCAAUGAAGAUGCUCUUUGGUUGUCUUUUGGCAAUUCUUUUAACUCCCCCACAGACGCCUCAGCAGCCAUGGCAAAUACCAAAGCCUCAGAAGCCUCAGCAGCCUCAGCAGCCACAGCAGCCUCAGCAGCCACAGCAAACACCAAAACCACAGACGCCUCAGCAGCCACAGCAGACUCCAAAGCCUCAGAAGCCUCAGCAGCCUCAGCAUCCACAGCAGCCUCAGCAGCCUCGGCAACUACCGAAGCCUCAGCAGCCUCAGCAGCCACAGCAGCCACAGCAGCCACAGCAACAACCAAACCCACAGCCGCUUCAGCAGCCUCAGCAGCCUCAGCAGCCAUCAUAUAUAGAGAACCAUGACAAUUGUGGCGUAGAUGAUAAAGCCAGGAUACCAUGUGGACCUCCUGACAUUACUUCUUUAGAUUGUCAAGCUAUAAACUGCUGCUAUCAGGGACAAAUGUGCUAUUACAGCAAAGCUGUGACUCUUCAGUGCACCAAGGAUGCCCAAAUCAUCAUUGUGGUGUCCAAAGCGGCCACCAUACCCUUCAUGGAUUUGGACUCAAUCCAUUUCAAUGGAGAUGGACCAAAUUGUAGUCCUGUUGACACCACAUCACACUUUGCGGUCUACCAGUUCCCUGCCACUGGUUGCGGCACCGUCCUAAAGGAGGAACCUGGAGUUCUUAUCUAUGAGAACAGGAUGUCCUCCUUAUAUGACGUUUCUGCGGGACCCUACGGAAUGAUUACCAGAGACAGCCGUUAUGAGCUGAUUGUCCAGUGUAAAUACAUUGGCAGCACUGUUAUGGCUGUAACAAUUGAGGUUGGCCCUCUUCCGGCACCAUCCUCAGUUGCAGCUCCUGGACCUCUGCGUGUGGAGCUGAGGCUGGGCAACGGACAGUGUGUCACCAAGGGCUGUCGGGAAGAGGAUGUGGCCUUCAACUCCUUUUACGUGGAUGCCGACUACCCCAUCACUAAAGUGCUCAGGGAUCCUGUGUACGUUGAAGUUCGAAUGCUGGAGAGGACAGAUCCCAACCUUGUCUUGACUCUUGGAAGAUGUUGGGCAACUUCUAACCCCCACGCUCAUAGCCUUCCUCAGUGGGACUUGCUGAUCAAUGGCUGCCCAUACAACGAUGACCGUUACCAAACCACCCUGGCCCAUGUAAACGCGUCACCAAAUGUCUUGUACCCAUCCCACCACAAACGUUUUGUUUUCAAGAUGUUCACAUUUGUAGCUGCUACACCGUCCAAUCCCAGCAAGGGAGUGAAAGGCCCUUCAGAUCCAGCCGUUCUAAUGCCUCGCAACGAAAAGGUGUACAUACACUGCAACACAGCUGUGUGCCAACUGACUCCCGGAAAUAACUGUGAACCCAAAUGCUUUGAAAGCAGAACGAAGAGAGACAUUGCUGCUUCGAGCAAAGGAGGCCCCAGAGCUCACACCGUGGUUAGCAGUAUGGAGCUUGUCAUCACCAACCAAGAAUGAGUAUUUGUUAAUAACAUGCAGACAGAACUUAUACAUGAAAUAUCUGUUCUAGAUGCUUACUAAUAAAGUCUUUGAAUUUCAAAUAAAUAUUUGAAUUU
Gasterosteus aculeatus aculeatus (three-spined stickleback) is the source of this 1577-nucleotide messenger RNA. NCBI's taxonomy places the organism in Eukaryota, Metazoa, Chordata, Actinopteri, Perciformes, Gasterosteidae. The record is from RefSeq and is a predicted model, not a curated record.